Molecule: messenger RNA, 483 nt
Organism: Lachancea fermentati
Lineage: Eukaryota; Fungi; Ascomycota; Saccharomycetes; Saccharomycetales; Saccharomycetaceae
Source: the annotation of a GenBank genome assembly
AUGAGUGAAUUGUGUCCCGUUUAUGCUCCAUUCUUCGGUGCCAUCGGCUGUGCCGCUGCCAUCAUCUUCUCUUCCUUCGGUGCUGCAUAUGGUACAGCCAAAUCUGGUGUUGGUGUGUGUGCCACCUGUGUGUUGAGACCAGACUUGUUGUUUAAGAACAUUGUCCCAGUCGUCAUGGCUGGUAUUAUUGCUAUUUACGGUCUGGUUGUGUCGGUCUUGGUGUGUUACUCCUUGGGCCAAAAGCAAGCUUUGUACACCGGUUUCAUCCAGUUGGGUGCUGGUCUUUCUGUCGGUUUGAGUGGUCUAGCCGCUGGUUUUGCCAUUGGUAUUGUCGGUGACGCAGGUGUCAGAGGUACUGCUCAACAACCAAGAUUGUUCGUCGGUAUGAUUUUGAUUUUGAUUUUCGCCGAAGUUUUGGGUCUAUACGGUUUGAUUGUUGCCUUGUUGUUGAACUCCAGAGCAACUCAAGAUGUCGUUUGUUAG